AUGCCCGCUCGUGUUUCUGACAACUCCGUCCAUUCGCAUACUGUGGAGGUAAUGGAUGAGAUAAAACCUCUCGGUUCUUGCUUCACGCCGACAAAUAAGGGGCAAAUUCUGCAGUACGCCAUCAUUGCACUGAGGUAUCAGAGGAGUCGGCAAGAUAUUACAGUUUUUCUGAUGGACUGCCAUGGCAUUAUGUUUGUCCGAACUGUCAACGAUGAGGAUGAAGAGCAGCCGUACAAGGUAUACUAUUCCGAUCAAAUGUAUAUCAUAAGUUCAUCUCAUGAAUCAGGCAUUGGAGAAAAUAGCGGACCAAUGCAUAAAGACAGUCACGAUAAAUCAAUCACGAACUUUAUUGAAAUAAUUAAGGCUACAAAAUCGUGGAAGAAACCCUCUCCCCAAGAGUUUACAAACAGAAAUGAUGUCUUUUUCUUCAUAUGCCAGCUGUACGAAGCAACAACUCGCAACGCCGAAACACAUUCCGUCUUCAAACUAAGAAUAUUUUCCUUACGUACCCCGGGCAGAUGUCGAAAAAGAGGCUUUACGUGA
Paraglomus brasilianum is the source of this 543-nucleotide messenger RNA. The record is from the annotation of a GenBank genome assembly. NCBI's taxonomy places the organism in Eukaryota, Fungi, Glomeromycota, Glomeromycetes, Paraglomerales, Paraglomeraceae.